AUGGACGUUCCGCCACAAUCUCGUGAAUCUAUUUUACAUGCUCUACACGCAACACAUCCCGGUAUCGUUAAAAUAAAGGCCCUGAUUCGAAGUUAUGUUUGGUGGUCGAACAUUGAUGCAGAUAUUGAGAAAACUGUGAAGAAAUGUACCAACUGUCAGCAAAAUCGCAAUGAGCAGCCCAAAACGGCAACACACCAUUGGGAAUCCGCUAAGCGACCAUGGUCUCGGUUGCAUAUCGACUUCGCCGGACCUUUCCAAGGCAAAAAAUUUUUCCUCGUAGUGGACUCAUACUCAAAAUGGCUUGAGGUCUCCGUUGUUCCCUCUGCAUCAACAGUAGCAGCCACAAGAGUUCUUCGUCAGCUGUUCGCCACUCACGGCCUGCCAGACAAGAUCGUGUCAGACAACGGGACUGCUUUCACUUCUGAAGAGUUCAAGAAAUGCAUGGAGAGCAACUUAACCCGCCACAUCCGCUCUGCUCCCUUUCAUCCUGCGACAAAUGAACAAGCGGAACGUAUGGUUCAGAGCACAAAAAACUAUUUGAAAAAGCUGGAUCCCUCGACGAAUAUUGAUUUAAGUCUAGCAAGAUUCUUAUUUAAUCAACAUAUGACGACACAUUCGACCACCAAUCGUUCGCCAGCACAAUUGCUAUUUAAUCGCGAACUUAAGUUAUAUUUCGACAAAAUACAUCCACACGAAAUUACAUACGGUAAGAUAGCCGACAUGUCCAGUGGUAAUCCUUUUCUUACAGUUCAAGUCACUGGCCAAACUGGACCUAUAUCCUACAGCGUGCUUGUUAAUGAUUCGAGAGUAGUGAGACGUCAAGAUCAGCUUCGUAACCGCACAGUAUCCUCAUCCGAUUCUGAAGGCGUGCAUGUACAUGACGAAAAUUCUGAAGCUAGCCUGCUUGAGCCAACUGAAGAAGUAAUAGCUGAAUGCCCUAGGAGUGAUCAUGAAACCCUAAGUCCAGCAUUAGAAUCGGAAAACAAUACCGAAGCUUUUACUCCGUCCACACCGGCACCAACUCCUCACAGAUCUAAUCGCAACAGGCAGCCUACAGAAUUCUAUUCAGCAUCUGGGUGUUAA
Messenger RNA from Rhagoletis zephyria (snowberry fruit fly), 1083 nucleotides. RefSeq lists its product as uncharacterized. Gene Ontology annotation, molecular function: nucleic acid binding. The record is from RefSeq and is a predicted model, not a curated record. Lineage: Eukaryota; Metazoa; Arthropoda; Insecta; Diptera; Tephritidae. Gene Ontology annotation, biological process: DNA integration.